ACCCUGUGUGCUCGGGGAUUUCCUCUUGUGCUCGGUGUAAGGAGAGCAGGAUAUCAGACAAGAAGUUUAUGUCUGUGCUGUAAAACAGGAGCUGGGCUACAGUUAGCCUCAAAUUGCUAACUAAAGGGGAGAAAAUUAGUUCGCAAAGCCACGUUAAGCACUGAAUUGGAAACUAAAGCUGGGGCUAUUGUAAAGUAAACCAUACCAAGAUACUCGGGAAGCUUAAAGCAGAGCAGUGCCUCAAGCUAAAACAGAUAAAAACAGUGUAAACUGUGACACCGAAACACCGUCAUUAUUAUUAAUAUUUAUUGAUGGAUUGUUAAUGUUUUACGUUUCUUAUUGACGAAGAUGUUAAAUAUUUGCAGGUUUUUGUGCCUGCUGUACUGACAUUGUAAAGGAGCUGUCAAUGAUUAUUUUUUGGUUUUAUAGGGAAAAAAAGAGUUUUGUAGUCAUAAACAUGCAUUAAUUAAUCUUGCUGAUGCAUUCUCAUAAACUUGAAAUGCAUAUCAGUGGCUGGUGGUUUGUGGAAGCUGCCAUGAUGAAUACAAUGGAUGAAUAGACAUGGCCUUAAGCCUGAAUUAUGCUUCAGCAGGAAGUCUGCUUGGUUUCAGUUGUUUACCUUUAACACUGGGUGUUAAACCUCACUGUGGGAGGAUUCGUUAUAGCAUUCGUCCCAAAAGUCCUGUGAUGUCAUUUGUAUAGGACACCAAUGCAAAGCAACACAACACAUUGUUAUGUUGAGGACAUCGAGGCGAUGGUAUAUCUGCUGCUAAGCUGAUGGUAAACCUCAGCACCUCAUCAUUGGACCACAGUGUUGGUUUGUGUGCAGCCAUUUCCCUCGUUUCUGUGUUUCAAAAAUGAAGAGUGUGAUUCUUCCGGAGGCGUCACUCUUAUGACUCAUCCAAUCAGUGGCAUGGAGCCUGGUUACAUCACAUUUUUGGCUCAACUCAGCUCGCUUGGAACCGGGGUCAAGUAGCUACCAGUGGCAAAGAGGCUUAAAUGUAACAAGUGGUUGUUUAAGGUCUCUUGACGGGCGAUCAUGGAGUCAGUCAGCAGUCUGUCCAUGCUGGGCCGCAAGCAGCUCACUGUCUGCCUGGUGGACUGUAUGAAGACUCUGGGGGUCCCGAGGGCAGAGCCUGAAGCCCCGUCUGGUGACCUUCCAGUCCUCACUCUGAGAGAGCUGUCUGUCUCUUUGGUGGACUGCAUGAAAACUCCAGUGCUGAACAGUGACGAUAAUCACAGCAGCUUGCAGCUCAACUUGAAAGAGGAGGACGAGCAGUUGGGGAGAGAGUACGAGGGCUCAAAGCUGGAGCUGCACCCAGUCUGGCAGGACAGCAGAGUCGGAGCAGAGAUUCAUUUGUAUAAAGAAGAAGAAGAAAACAAAAACAACAUCUUGGUGGCAAACAAACCUGAAGAGCUUGCUCAGACUGAUGGCAAAAUGUUAGUGUUUCAGGAGAACGGCAGCGGCACCAAAGGGAUGGCGUGGCUCAUACAGUGUUCCGAACUAUCAGAGUCACUCGAAACAGCUGCACUGGGCGCCAGUUCAGAGGAGGACAUGGAUGCAAUGUCACAGCAAAGUCAGGAAGAAGAUGCUUUAUCAGACAGAGCAGAGACGGCACAGCAGGACACUGAAGCAGAGGAAGCUGAAGAUGCAGAAACCCCCGAGCCCGAGUCUGGAGCUCCUUCUUGCAUGUCUUCAACCAAUGAAAACCAAACAGAGAACCAACAGGAUGCUGCGUCUGAACCCCGACACCACCGCUGUGAGCACUGUGGGAAGUCCUUCGCAAGGAAGAGCAACGUCCUCCGACACCAGCGGCACAACUGCAGCAGAACAAAACCCACAGAAGAUUCAGACCAGCUGGAGCAGGAGACGUUCUCAUGCAGCAGGUGCAUUCUAACAUUUGACACUAAACGCGGGCUGAAGCUGCAUGAGCUCUGUCACAAAGAGAACGGUGAAAGUCACGAGGGCAAAGACAGUAAUGAGGUUCAACGAGAGAGGCCUCACACCUGCACACAAUGUAAUAAGAGCUUCUACGUGCUGUACACACUGCGGCAGCAUCUCCUCACUCACACUGGGGAGAAAUCUUACCACUGUGAGGUCUGUGGGAAGCAGUUUGGCAGGGAAGGAACUCUGAAGGAGCACAUGCUGAUCCACACAGGGGAGAAACCUUAUGAAUGCGACCAGUGCGGCAAGACCUGUGCCAGGCGCGGGGACCUCAGAAUACACAUGUUGAGCCACUCUGAGGAGAGACCUCACAACUGCAGCCACUGUGGCAAAAGCUUCAAACAGCUUUUCAAACUGAGGAAGCACGAGCGAAUCCACACAGGGGAGAAACCCUACCAAUGUCAGCUUUGCGCAAAGAAGUUUAGACUGCAGGAAUCGCUGGCAUCACACAUCCACACCCACACUGGAGAGCAGCCCUUCAAGUGCAGACUCUGCCCCAAGGCCUUCAGUAUCAGGAGCAACUUGAAGAAGCACCAAAUGAUACACACCGGGGAGAAGCGCUUUCACUGCUCACACUGCGACAAAAGUUUCCGGCUGCAGCAGCACCUGAUAUUCCAUGAGCGGGGCCACACAGGGGAGAAACCAUACAAGUGUGAAAAAUGUGGGAAAGGUUAUUGUCACCCGUCCACGUUGAAAACACACCUGUCCGCUCAUGAGGAGAAACCACCACGGUGUUCCCUGUGCGGGCGGGAAUUUAGAGAUCAGGAGGAGUUAGCCAAUCACGGGUGUGCUGAGUCAGCAGAAAAACCACAUCGCUGCUCUCAGUGUGGAAAGUGCUUUUCCCAGAUCAUGAAUAUGAAGAAACACCAGAUGAUCCACUCAGGGGAAAAACCCUUCGCGUGCAAGGAGUGUGGGAAGCAGUUCAACCACAGUGGGAAUCUCACAAAGCACAUGCGCACCCACACCGAUGAAAGGCCGUUUGAGUGUGAACUCUGCAAGAAGCGCUUCAGGCUCCUGCAGCACCUCACAAAUCACAGAUUAACUCACAACAAGAAAAAGUAGAGACUGAAUCUGAUGUUUUAGUGGAAGCAGCCGCAGAUUAGGAGGACAAACAGGGAUGACUGCUGAGAUGAGAUUACGUUGACUCAGCUUCACCCCAUUUUAAACUUUAACUGUAGCUCUUUUAGUUGUUCUUCAUGUAAAAUGAGACGGAAGAAUGUUAGAGAGAAACUCGCUGCCUUGGUCUUUAAAUGAUAAAAUGCUUUUAGAAUUAUAGUUUGGGACAGUUUUGUAUUCUUUUAUUUUAUUUUUUUUACAGAUUAAUAUAUUAAAUUGGGGAUUUGUCCCAAAAUGAAAAGGAUUAAAAAAAUGAAAUGCCAAAAAAAGAAACUAUUUCGGGAAUAAAAGUCAAUAUUAAAACCAAAGAGCUAAGAAACUAUCUUGUGUCUGGAUGUCAUAGUUUUCAUUGGUAAAAUACAGAUUGGAUAUUGAUCAUCAAGUAGUGAGUUACAAUCAUACUUUCACCACUACCUCACUGUAGUUGUCAGAGUAAUUAAUAAUAUAGAUAAUAGAGAAAAUUAAAAAGAAAAAACUGCUGUUGGUCAAAAUGGGCAUCAACUUUUUGCCCUGUUUUAAGUCAUGUAUCUCUAAUUAAGGAAACUCAUUGCGCUCAUUAACACAGACUGACUCCGAUUGAUUGGCAGAGGUUUCCAAAUAACUGCAGAUUGCAAUCUGUCUGAGAGUUGCCACAACUACUUGUAGAUGGUUGGCCUUGCGAUGUAAUUCAAUGCAACUAUUGGUCACCUAUCUUUAUAAAUUUAUUCUUCUCCUAGUUGCAGAGACAAUGCUUUCCUACCUUUACUCCAGUGUGAUAUCUGCUGUAACCCAAACUGUGCUGCCACUGGAUUUCUUGCAAUGUGCAUGUUUUUAACGUGAUACGUGUCAACCUACGCAAGUGGCCAACACUGUUACCAGCAUUCAAACUUGUCCUGGGUGUUUUAUCUGUUUACCUUCAGAUUGUGAGCCUUUAUGUAAUUUCAAUUUUUUUUUAUGAAUUGCAAG
Molecule: messenger RNA, 4006 nt
Organism: Haplochromis burtoni (Burton's mouthbrooder)
Lineage: Eukaryota; Metazoa; Chordata; Actinopteri; Cichliformes; Cichlidae
Product: zinc finger protein 883
Exons: 4
Coding region: 1040-3007 (655 amino acids)
Source: RefSeq, a predicted model, not a curated record